Nicotiana tabacum (common tobacco) is the source of this 3470-nucleotide messenger RNA. Its product is annotated as protein SUPPRESSOR OF MAX2 1A-like. The record is from RefSeq and is a predicted model, not a curated record. Gene Ontology annotation, molecular function: ATP hydrolysis activity; ATP binding. NCBI's taxonomy places the organism in Eukaryota, Viridiplantae, Streptophyta, Magnoliopsida, Solanales, Solanaceae.
AAAAAGAAGAAGACGGUGUGCAUGUGUUGUUCAUUUCCUUUUAUCAUCUUCAUCAUCAUCUUUCCUAGAGAGAGAAAAAAAACUCAAUAAAACUCUCUUAAAUUUCAUCUUCUCCUCAAAAAUUUCAUUUCUAUAGAGUUGUGUACAAUAUUCUUAUUUAAUUUUGGUCAAAAUUAUGAGGGCAGGUUUGAGUACGAUUCAACAAACGUUAACGGCAGAGGCAGCAGCCGUACUAAACCACUCAAUAUCCGAAGCCGGUCGGCGUAACCAUGGUCAAACGACGCCGUUACACGUGGCAGCAACCUUACUCUCUUCACCCACCGGAUUUCUCCGUCAAGCCUGUAUCCGUUCACACCCUAAUUCAUCUCACCCGCUCCAGUGCAGAGCGUUGGAGCUUUGCUUCAGCGUCGCGCUGGAGCGGUUACCUACUGCACAAAAUAUGCCAUCGGGGACUGAGCCCCCGAUUUCUAAUGCGCUUAUGGCCGCUUUAAAGCGGGCACAAGCGCAUCAACGUAGAGGUUGUCCUGAACAACAACAACAGCCGCUUUUAGCUGUUAAAGUUGAAUUAGAACAAUUGAUUAUAUCUAUUCUAGAUGAUCCUAGUGUGAGUCGUGUUAUGCGUGAGGCUAGUUUUUCUAGCCCAGCUGUUAAGGCAACAAUUGAACAAUCGUUGACACAAUCUGUGUCGACCGNAGUGAAAAGGGUGUUGGAAAUUUUGUUGAGAAGUAAGAAAAGGAACCCGGUUUUAGUUGGGGAAAGAGAGCCGGAAAGUGUGGUGAAAGAGGUUUUAAGGAAGAUUGAGAAAGGGGAAUUGGGAGAAGGGGUUUUGAAGAAUUUACAAAUUGUUCAAAUGGAGAAGGAAUUAGAUAAAAACGAGAUAGUGAACAAGAUUAAGGAAUUGGUAGGGAUAAUUGAGGGGAAAAUUAGUAGUGGUGGAGUGAUUCUUGAUUUGGGCGAUUUGAAAUGGCUGGUUGAGCAACAGCAGCAACAACCAGCUAUGGUUUCUGAGAUUGGAAAAGCAGCAGUGGCUGAAAUGGGAAAGUUAUUAACGCGAUUUCGAGAGGGUAAUAAUAGAUUAUGGUUGAUUGGUACAGCAACUUGUGAGACUUAUUUGAGGUGUCAAGUUUAUCAUUCUACUAUGGAAAAUGAUUGGGAUCUUCAAGCUGUUCCUAUUGCUUCAAGAUCUCCUCAUCCCGGAAUAUUUCCAAGGCUUGGAAAUGAAAGAAUUCUUGGAAAUUCCUUGGAUCCUAUGAAUCCACUGAAGAGCUUUAGCGCCACCCCAGUGCCUGCGUUGCUGAGGCGUUUACCUGAGAAUUCAAAUCCGAGAUUGAGGACGUCGUGUUGUCCCCAGUGCAAGGAGAAGUUUGAACACGAGUUGGCAAAACUUGUAUCCGAGUUUGAGAAUUCAUCUGCUGAAGAAGCUAAAUCAGAAUCUCCUCGACCUCAGUUGCCUCAGUGGUUGCAAAAUGCCAAGCUAAAGAAUGAUACUAAAGUAACUACUCUGUCGCAGAGUAAGGAUCAAGGACUUUUGCAGCAGAAGACUCAAGAACUGCAAAAGAAGUGGAACGAUACAUGCUUGCAACUUCAUCCUAAUUUCCAGCACAAUGUUGGUCAUGAAAGAACAAUGGUAUCACCUGUUCUCUCUAUGCCGGGGUUGUAUAACCCGAACCUGCUUUUGCGUCAACCUUUACAGCCUAAGCUACAACCGAGCAGAACCCUGGGAGUGAGCCUGCAACUGAACACCACCCAAAUGGCUAGCCAACCACCGGAAAAGGCAGCGACUAGUCCUCCACGCAGCCCUGUUAGGACUGACUUGGUUCUAGGGCAAAAACCGAAUGAAACUACCGGUGAGAAAACUUUGGAAGCUCAAGCGAAGGACUUCCUCAGCUGCAUAUCUUCUGUGCCUCAGAACAAGUUACUUGACAAAUUUGCUAGUGCAUUAGAUGCUGAUACCUUUAAAAGGCUUCUCAAGGGUCUAAUGGAAAAAGCGUGGUGGCAGCGAGAUGCAUCCUCUUCUGUAGCUUCCGCUGUGUCAAGGUGCAGAUUGGGGAACGGGAGACAGCGCGGUGGUGCAUCAAAGGGUGACAUAUGGCUGUUAUUCACUGGUCCCGACAGAUUUGCCAAGAGAAAGAUGGCAUCAGUUCUUGCUGAGCAAAUGUGCGGAAACAGUCCUAUAAUGAUAUGCCUUGGUUCACGACGAGAUGAUGAAGAGUCCGAUGUAGGUUUCCGUGGCAAAACAGCUGUAGACCGUAUCGCAGAGGCUGUUAGGAGGAAUCCACUUUCAGUUAUUAUGCUCGAGGAUAUUGAUGAAGCAAAUGUGCUAGUUCGUGGAAACAUAAAACGAGCCAUGGACAGAGGUAGGCUUACCGAUUCACAUGGCCGUGAGAUAAGUCUAGGCAAUGUUAUAUUCAUCCUUACUGGAAAUUGGUCUGCAAUGAGCCCCGAGAGCUACAGCAAUGAGUAUUUGAUGGAAGAAAAGAAACUCGUCUCGCUAGCUAGUUCCAAUUGGCAGUUAAAGUUAACAAUGGGUGAAAAGAGUGCUAAGCGACGAGCGAGUUGGUUGCAUGAUGAAGACAGGCUUACAAGACCUAGAAAAGAAUUGAAUCUAGGACUUGCAUUCGAUCUUAACGAAGCAGCAGAUUUUGAGGAUUAUAGAACUGAUGGAUCUCACAAUUCGAGUGAUCUAACUGUUGAGCACGAAGAAGAACACGGCCUUGAAAACAGGCGAUUCUCAGUUGCAUCAGUUCCUCACGAACUCGUCAGUUCAGUGGACGAUACCAUACAAUUCAAGCCGAUUGAAUAUCCCUUUGCUCGACGUGAGAUCAAGAAAACAAUAAGCACGAAAUUCUCAAUGGUCGUCGAUGACAAGGUCUCAAUCGAAGUGGAAGACGAUAUAGUAGAUCGGAUACUAGGUGGAUUAUUCUGUGGUCGGACAAGCCUAGAACAAUGGGUUGAGAAAGUUUUAGGGCCAAGUUUCGAUCAAAUCCAGCCGCGUCUAUCUUCUUCCGACGAGAACAUUAUCGUUCGACUUCAGCUUGAACUGCAUACAGACUCCAAUGUCCAUAGCAAUGGAGAAUGUCUGCCUAGUAAAGUCACAAUAGUGGAAGAUGGGCAGUAGUGAAAUGGUAUUUUCCUCUAUUCCUCUUGGGUAUAUUUGUAAAUAGGAAAGACUUUGUGGCUGUGGAACAAACAAAACAGGAUAGAAAGGGGGUAAAAAAGCAAAAGAUUUACCACACAAGAGUGAGAUGUUGAUAAAUUAGAGCAAAUCUUGAAAGGUCUCAAGCCCUUUUUUUUAAAAUAUUUUUUUUAAUAUUUUUGUUAUAGUAAAUCUUGUACUAGAUAUUUAUUAUUAUGAGCCAUAAUUAAUAAGAUGGAGGAAUUCCUCCUUUGGAAAUUCUCCAUUUUUCCUCUGUAAGGAUAACUUUGUAUACAUCUCUUCAUUGAAUGGGUCAAAAGACUUGUUAAUGCCA